AUGAAUGCCCACUCCAAGGAGAUGGUGCCCCUCAUGGGCAGAAGAACCACUGCACCCAGCGGGAACUCCGUUGUGCUGACAGAGAAGAGGCCAGCAGAUCUCACUCCCACCAAGAAGAGUGCACACUUCUUCCUGGAGAUAGAAGGAUUUGAGCCCAACCCCACAGUCACCAAGACCUCUCUUCCCAUCUUCUCCAAGCCGAUGGACUCCAACAUCCGACAGUGCAUGUCUGGCAACUGUGAUGACAUGGACUCCCCCCAGUCUCCUCAGGAUGAUGUGACAGAGACCCCAUCCAAUCCCAACAGUCCAAGCGUAAACCUGGCCAAAGAAGAACAGAGGCAGAAGAAGAAGAGGCUGAAGAAGCGCAUCUUCGCAGCCGUGUCUGAGGGCUGCGUGGGGGAGCUGCAGGAACUGCUACAAGAACUAGAGGAGCUCUGCAGACGGCGCCGUGGCCUGGACGUGUCUGAUUUCCUCAUGCACAAGCUGACAGCCUCAGACACCGGAAAGACCUGCCUGAUGAAGGCUUUGCUCAACAUCAACCCCAACACCAAAGAGAUUGUGCGGAUUCUGCUGGCCUUUGCCGAGGAGAACGGCAUCCUGGGCAGGUUCAUCAAUGCCGAGUACACAGAAGAGGCCUAUGAAGGGCAGACGGCGCUGAACAUCGCCAUUGAGCGGCGCCAGGGAGACAUCACAGCAGUGCUCAUAGCAGCAGGCGCUGACGUCAAUGCGCACGCUAAGGGUAUCUUCUUCAACCCUAAAAACCAGCAUGAAGGCUUCUAUUUUGGCGAGACACCCCUGGCCUUGGCAGCAUGUACCAACCAGCCCGAAAUCGUGCAGCUGCUGAUGGAGAAUGAGCAGACGGAUAUCACCUCCCAGGACUCUCGGGGAAACAACAUCCUGCACGCUCUGGUGACAGUGGCCGAGGACUUCAAGACCCAGAAUGACUUUGUUAAGCGCAUGUACGACAUGAUCCUGCUGAGGAGUGGCAACUGGGAGCUGGAGACCAUGCGCAACAAUGAUGGUCUCACGCCACUGCAGCUGGCUGCCAAGAUGGGCAAGGCUGAGAUUCUGAAGUACAUCCUCAGUCGUGAGAUCAAGGAGAAGCCUCUCCGGAGCCUGUCCAGGAAGUUCACGGACUGGGCAUAUGGGCCUGUGUCGUCUUCACUCUAUGACCUCACCAAUGUAGACACCACGACAGAUAACUCUGUGCUGGAAAUCAUCGUCUACAACACCAACAUUGACAACCGGCAUGAGAUGCUGACCCUGGAGCCCCUGCACACGCUGCUGCAUAUGAAGUGGAAGAAAUUCGCCAAGUACAUGUUCUUCCUGUCCUUCUGUUUCUAUUUCUUCUACAACAUCACCUUGACCCUCGUCUCUUACUACCGUCCCCGGGAGGACAAGGACCUCCCACACCCCUUGGCGCUGACACACAAGAUGAGUUGGCUGCAACUCCUAGGUAGGAUGUUUGUUCUUAUCUGGGCCACAUGCAUCUCCGUGAAAGAGGGCAUUGCCAUUUUCCUGCUGAGACCCUCUGAUCUACAGUCCAUCCUGUCAGAUGCCUGGUUUCAUUUUGUCUUUUUUGUCCAAGCUGUGCUUGUGAUACUGUCUGUCUUCUUGUACUUGUUUGCCUACAAAGAAUACCUCGCCUGCCUCGUGCUGGCCAUGGCCCUGGGCUGGGCGAACAUGCUCUACUACACGAGAGGUUUCCAGUCCAUGGGCAUGUACAGCGUCAUGAUCCAGAAGGUCAUCUUGCACGAUGUUCUGAAGUUCUUGUUUGUUUACAUCCUGUUCUUACUUGGAUUUGGAGUAGCACUGGCCUCGCUGAUUGAGAAGUGCUCCAAAGACAAAAAGGACUGCAGCUCUUAUGGCAGCUUCAGCGAUGCGGUGCUGGAGCUCUUCAAGCUCACCAUAGGUCUGGGCGACCUGAACAUCCAGCAGAACUCCACCUACCCCAUCCUCUUUCUCUUCCUACUCAUCACCUACGUCAUCCUCACCUUCGUCCUCCUCCUCAACAUGCUCAUUGCCCUGAUGGGCGAGACAGUGGAAAAUGUCUCCAAAGAGAGUGAGCGGAUCUGGCGCCUGCAGAGAGCCAGGACCAUCUUGGAGUUUGAGAAAAUGUUACCAGAAUGGCUGAGAAGCAGAUUCCGCAUGGGAGAGCUGUGCAAAGUAGCAGAUGAGGACUUCCGGCUGUGUCUGCGGAUCAACGAGGUGAAGUGGACUGAGUGGAAAACACACGUGUCCUUCCUUAAUGAAGAUCCAGGGCCCAUAAGGCGGACAGCAGAUGUGAACAAAAUCCAAGAUUCUUCCAGGAGCAAUAGCAAAACAACCCUCUAUGCUUUUGAUGAACUAGAGGAAUUUCCAGAAACGUCGGUGUAGAAGCCAUGGUUGGUCCUGAUGCUGCAGGCUGAGUCCUGGGGCUGAGGUGCUGUGCAGAAUGCUGGAUUAGAAGCAAGACCUUCCUCACAUCGAAUGGUGGCUGCUGAGGGGCAGCGGUCAGGGUCUGAAAGGAAAGCACCUUGGGUUUUGUGGCUUGAGGAAGGUCAGUAUUAAUUCUUGGCCAGCAGUCCUGAGUCUGGAAGUCUCCUGAAGUCCAGUGUGAGGUACCUGCAGGUUGGCUCGGCUCUAAGGCACAUGUGCUAGGGAAGGGAGGACCUGGAGUCUGAGGAGCGGGGCGAGUAGUCUAGUUCCUGGAAUGGUCCUAUUGUUGGACCAGCUCCAACCUAGACUUCUUUACUUCCCCAACUAUGACAACAUCUCUUGAAUUUGUGGCAGACUUUUGAUCCUGUACCAGAAUACGCAGAGGACCCGAGCUAAGUCAGAUCUGCUGGGGGAGGAGGGCAGUGAGCUAUAGAAAUGCCCAUCCAGAGACUCCAGAAAACAGGAAACCAGACUCCAUCCUUGGAAUGAAAUCCAAGGCUAAAACUGUCUCCAACCGAGAGAUGUUUUUAAUAGUGAAUUGACACACGGUUUUUAUUUUUAGUUCAGGAAAGACAUUUCAGUUUUGAAUGAAAAUUACUUCAGAUGAAGUAAGCAACUUUGAAAGCUGAGAACUAGAUUUUGGGCUUUUGGACAAGAUGUAAGUAUUAUAUACUAGAUCUCAGGGUAGCUAGAGUCAGGACAACAUAAAGCCUGCGGGAGACAGGCUGUGAUCUGGGGGGAGGGUUUGGCGAGCAUCCUCUUCCAGUCUCACCCCAUGCUGGCCUCACUGUAGCUGAGUCAGAAAUAGCAGCUGAUUUAUUUACAGGUCUUAAAACUCAGAGGUGAAACACGUCCGUGUCUCCCUUGCGGGGAUUCAGCAAGACACCUGAGCUGCCCCGCUAGCACACGUUUUUGUUAACUGUGAAUUUCGAAACUGUAGCAGAAGGCUUCUGAGGAAAGAAGGCCUGCCUGACUUGGGGCUUAUUUUCACAUCCUCAGCCUCAGAGUUUUCUUCUCCUUGAAAUUUCAGAGUCAGUUUGGAGCCUGGAAAAAUUUCCCAAUGACUGGAAAUGCGAUGCUACCCCCUUCCGGUAUUUAGUAAAAAGGGUUCAUAUGGAAAGGUUUGAGAUAGAAUUAUAGCAUUAGGAUGAUUUUUUUUAAAAAAUGUUAAAGGGAUCAUAAAUAAGUUGGGUCUUUAGAAAACUUGGCAUUGGUGAGCUAAUCUGACUGGAGACCCGAAAGCAGUUCUCUGCGGCAGGUUUCAACAUUCUGGAAGGUUCUGUGUCUCAGCUUAGCUGGGCAGAUGAGAAGCUGGGAUUCCAUCCUGCAUGACCAGGUGGGGGAGAGGUGGCGGAUGAUUACAGCACCAUAGACUGCCCAGCCAGCAGCAGCCACUGCCUGCUCAACUUCCGGGAUCUCUAGUGCUCAAAGAUCACACUCAGGGAGGGGAAGAUGACAAAGCAUGUUUGUGUCCCUGGAAAAGAGAAUAUUUGGGGGGGGGGACAUCAUGGGCAGAAGGAGCAGAUGUGCCCCUGAUGGUCAGGAAUAGUGAGAGAACAAGACUAACAUUGUGGUUCAGUUCGGUAAACAGCUGCUUCAGCUUUUGGGUGUGUUCAAGAAAUGGGCUGAGCACUUAUGGGGGAAGAUGUUGAAGAAGCAAUCAGGUAAAGUCAAGGUUCCUAAGUAUUCUACAAACCAGUAUUCUAUUGCUGGAGUCCCCCUGAGUCAUCUUGAACAUAUGUCUUUGUUGGAAGGGCAACCACUGGCUCUAGGGAGCUAGGAUCCCAGCUUCGCUUUGACUUGGAAGUUGGUAGAUAAAAUCACUGAGCUCUGCAUGCCCCACUUGGAGAGAAGGUGGCAGAAGUUGGGCAGAUAGAAAUAACCAGCUGGACCUUUGUCUUCUUACGUGUUGUGGAGAUCAGCUUUCUGUGGAUUUGGAUGGAAUUUGUUGGCAAACCAUUUCUGAACUAGAAAUUCGUCUAAAUGUGGGGUUCCCCAAAGGCUUUCAGCCCAGAGGGCCAAGCUAAGAAGGUUCACCAAACCAAGCUCAACAAAAAGUGUCCUGCUCAAAAGGUUCAAAUCCCUCACCAUACACCUGGGCACUCGGGCUCUGGAAUGAACAAAGACUUGUCUAAAGUCAUGUCAGAGCAGGUGAGGCUAGCAUGUCCUGAUACCUGGGCCACACAGGUAUCCUUCUGCACAGUUUUAAUCAUUGAGCGUUUUUGUAGUUGGCACAUUCAGGGGCUAGGUUUUUUUUUUUUUUCCACAUGACAUGGAAGUGAGCAUUGUCUUUACAAGUCUAAUGACAAGUCUGAAUGUCAAAUGUGCCUAAAGUCACAAAUAACAAAAUAACAACAAUGGCAACAGCAAUAUACACCACUGACUCUAUGGGCCUAUCAGGACAUCUUAAAACUCCAUGAUUUACAUUUCAGUAAUGUAGGGAGAAGAGCUUUUCCAGGUAUGGGAUCGAGCAUACUCAGACAGUAGGUGUAAACUCUGUUUUAGCUGAACAUUUCCCCAAGAAGAGUUCUGUA
Molecule: messenger RNA, 4952 nt
Organism: Microtus ochrogaster (prairie vole)
Lineage: Eukaryota; Metazoa; Chordata; Mammalia; Rodentia; Cricetidae
Gene: Trpv3
Product: transient receptor potential cation channel subfamily V member 3
Biological process (GO): calcium ion import across plasma membrane; actin filament organization; osmosensory signaling pathway
Cellular component (GO): plasma membrane; cilium
Molecular function (GO): calcium channel activity; protein binding
Source: RefSeq, a predicted model, not a curated record